Drosophila yakuba is the source of this 564-nucleotide messenger RNA. Its product is annotated as lysozyme. The coding region runs from base 23 to 481 and encodes 152 amino acids. The transcript has 3 exons. The record is from RefSeq and is a predicted model, not a curated record. Lineage: Eukaryota; Metazoa; Arthropoda; Insecta; Diptera; Drosophilidae.
GCCAUCGCCAAGCAGUCGCAAUAUGAGAGCUGCGCUGUUCGGAUCGUGGUUCUGGCUGGGAUUGGGAUUGCUCCUGCUGCUGGCCGGCGACUCCGUCUUGGUUUCCGCCAAGCACUUCUUGCGCUGUGAACUGGCACGCAAGCUGCUCGACCAGCAUGGCUUCGAACGCAGUCUGCUCUCCAAUUGGAUUUGUUUGCUGGAGCACGAAAGUGAUUUGGAUACCGGCAGGAUCGCCACCAAUCCGAAUGGAUCUCGCAACUAUGGGUUGUUCCAAAUCAAUGGCCGGUUUUGUCAGGAGGGAAGACGUGGCGGCAUCUGCAAUGCCAAGUGCGAAGAUUUUCUGGAGGAAAAUCUAAGGGAGUCAGCCACUUGCGCCAAGCGCAUCCAAACCACGGAUGGUUUUCGCCACUGGGCAGGAUGGCAACGAUAUUGCCGAAACACCCAGAAUUUGCCUAAUCUUAAGGUCAUCUGUGGUAUCUAGCAGUAAUUAAGUUAUUUGCAUUCAUUUGCUAUGCUUGCUAUAGCAAAUAAAUAUACUUAAAAUAUACUCUAAAGUUAUCUUAA